Messenger RNA from Onthophagus taurus, 966 nucleotides. The record is from RefSeq and is a predicted model, not a curated record. NCBI's taxonomy places the organism in Eukaryota, Metazoa, Arthropoda, Insecta, Coleoptera, Scarabaeidae.
UUAAGGCAAAUUUUUUACGCUGACUUUUAUUUUAUUCAUUCCUUUUGAAUCAAAAUUGCUUUAGAAACAAAAAAAAUUAAAAUGGGAAGGAAGAAAUACAUUUUUAUUUUAAUUUUGUUAAUUUGGAUUAAAAGUUUCCAAGCGAAAGAAAGCCCAAAUAAUGUUGGAUUAAAAAGCAAAACGAUGUUGGAGCAAUUUUAUGAGUACAUCCAAGGAGAAAGAGACGCCAUGGAGAAGGAAAUGGAAAAUAAGCGGUUCCAUUUGGAUAAGGUUAUCAUGAAAAUUCCGAAAAAAUCAGAUAAAACAAGAAUGAAACGUUCAAUUCAAAAGAAAGAUUACAAUGUUAAUAAGAUUAAAAAGGAAAUUGAGAAAUUAAAGGAUUUAAUAACGAUUCUAAAUGAUCAAAAAACCGUGAUUGAUGGCUUAAAUAGUGUUAAUCCUAAGUUUAAUUUAACGAUUACUCAAAAAGAAUUGAAUGACUUGAGAGGUUAUGUUAAAAAUUUGGUUGGUAAGCUUGAAAAGGAAAUUGUUGAUAGAAAAAGCGUUGAUAAAGAAAUUCUUAAUGAGUUAGAUAAUCAAAAAGAAAUUGUUGCAAUGCUUCAAAAUAAAAAAGAAAAUGAUCAAAUCAAUGAAAAAGAUGAAAUUAUAAACGACGUUUUUGAGGAGUUAAAAAAUUUGGAGACUCACCUUUCCGGUUUGAGAGAUAAAUCCAAACCCAAUGAAAAUGUAUCUGAAAAAAUGAGAAAAUCAAAUUUAGAGGAGAUAUUAGAAAAUGAGGAAAAAGAAAUGAAUCAAAAAAAUAAAGAAGAUGAUAACGUUUUGAGGAAAUCAAAACGUUCUUUGAGUUUGGAAGAGAAUUUGGUUGAAAUUCUCAAAGAUGAAUUGAAGAAUGAAGAUGAUAAUGAAGAUAUAAAUGAGGAUUUAAAUGCAAAUGAGUUAGAAUUAAACGAAAUCAAAACAAACUGA